Aphanomyces astaci is the source of this 919-nucleotide messenger RNA. RefSeq lists its product as hypothetical. Gene Ontology annotation, biological process: regulation of DNA-templated transcription. Gene Ontology annotation, molecular function: DNA-binding transcription factor activity; sequence-specific DNA binding. Lineage: Eukaryota; Oomycota; Saprolegniomycetes; Saprolegniales; Verrucalvaceae. The transcript has a single exon. The record is from RefSeq and is a predicted model, not a curated record. Bases 69 to 764 code for a protein of 231 amino acids.
AAUUCCACUGGGCAGCAGCAAGUCCCAUCCCCAUCAUCAUCUCUUCCUACACAUCAUACAGCAGCAUCAUGACCGCCAGCACAGCCGCAGUAUUCCUCCAGAAGACGUACGAUCUCAUCCAGUCGACGCCGUCUGACGUCGCAGAAUGGUCCAACGAAGGCCGAUCGUUCGUGAUCAAGAAGAUCAAGGAGUUUGAAACGAACGUCCUGCCCAAGUACUUCAAACACGGCAACUUUGCCAGCUUCUCCCGGCAACUGCGCUUCUACGGCUUUGACAAGACCAAAAAACACGACAUCCGCAUUGUCCAAGACGGCUCGAACGGUGACUCGUGCCAAGGGUGGUGGGAGUUUGCGAACCCCAACUUUCAGCGCGAUUGCCCUGAGCGUAUGGUUCAUAUCCGGCGCAAGACGUACUCGGAACCGAACGCGGCAUCCUCCCCCUCCUCUACCACGUCCGAAUCGUCGUCGGAAGUGUUGCACCUGAAACGCAAGAUGUCGAGCCUGCAGACUCAGUUGUCGGCGUUGACAAACCAGAUCUCAGCACUCACCUCGGUCGUCCAUUCGUAUUGCCAGCCCGAGGCCGAUGAUGCCGACGCGUCCACGUGUGCCAAGAAGUUGAAGGGAUCGUCAUCCCCCAUCUCCAAGUGGACCGACGACGACGCGGUCACGUUUGCGGCGUCGGACGACGAGAUCGAUUCCGGCAUCCUUGAUGCGCUUCUUGAGUUCCCCGCCAUGGCCACGCCGCUGAUUGCGUUUGAGCUGUAGAUGACGACGCCACCGACGACGAAAACCAGAUUCGAUCAACGUGGCGGGGUAUAUGCUAGAUAUCCCGCCCGACUGUUGCUGUUUGAGCGGCUUACCUUUCCCAAGACUAAGCCCAAACCCAGUCGUAAUCUAAUCCCAAUCUCCGUCCUAUUUGA